Megalops cyprinoides (Indo-Pacific tarpon) is the source of this 2034-nucleotide messenger RNA. RefSeq names its product pleiotrophin (gene ptn). Gene Ontology annotation, molecular function: growth factor activity. The transcript is spliced from 5 exons. Bases 99 to 584 code for a protein of 161 amino acids. The record is from RefSeq and is a predicted model, not a curated record. NCBI's taxonomy places the organism in Eukaryota, Metazoa, Chordata, Actinopteri, Elopiformes, Megalopidae.
GAGAGAGAGAUAGAGGGGGGUUCAGAAGGAAGACAGAGGAAGAGAAGAGAAGAGAACUACCACAAGUGCGGAAUCACUCCUGGACUUCCUGCCCAAACAUGCAGAGCCUACAGUACUGGAUGAUGCUGGCAGUGAUGGGCCUCCUGGUUCUCACAGUGACUGCCGGAGAGGGGGGAAAGGCAGAGAAGCAAGGGAAGAAGGAGCGCAAGUCGGACUGCGGAGAGUGGCAGUGGAGCGUGUGCGUGGCCAACGUCGGGGACUGCGGCCUGGGCACCCGGGAGGGCACACGGGGCGGCACCGACUGCAAGCAGACCAUCAAAACCCAGCGCUGCAAGAUCCCCUGCAACUGGAAGAAGCAAUUCGGAGGUGAGUGCAAGUAUGACUUCCAGGCGUGGGGAGAGUGCGACAUGGCAACGGGUAAGAAGAACCGCACAGGUGUGCUGAAAAAGGCGCUGACAGAUGCCACCUGCCCCACCACCGUCAGCGCCACCAAGCCCUGUGGCAAGAUUGCCAAGACCAAGCUGCCAGAUUCUAAGAAGCCGAAGCGAGAGGGGAAGAAGAAGGAGCGUGCCCCGGUGGACUAGCGAGGCAUUGCAGUGAGCUGGGGAAGAGGGGGCGGGGUCAACGAGCAGCCCCGCCCCCAGUUUGUCUCGCCGCAUGUCCUCCACCUGUAGAUCCUCGGCUCAGCAGGGAGGGGCCUCUACAAGCAGCUGUUCUGCAGCUGGGUGGGGAUAUAUGAGUGAGACCACGUGAUGUUUAUCCUCUCCUAACCUCUAAUGGCUGUAGGUCUCCUUCGUGUAGGUGCUUUAAUUCUCUGUGAUGUAAAGAACGAAAAGGGAAUGGGUACCAUAGUUCCACUAAAAUACUAUCUUCAUCUUCAAAUAACUUUUUUAAGUCGCCCUUGUAAGAUCUUAAAAAUAUUUAACCAUAGGAAUCUACCAUAUUGUACAUUGGCUUUGAUUUGUGGACUUAAUACUUGUUUUGUUCAUCCUUUUUGUUCUAAUUUUUUAUUUUUUUUACCAAUUAUUUUUAAGUGGUGCAUUGCAUAUUCUUUCCUCAUACACACACAAAAAACUUGAUUUAUUCUUAACUGUACCACGUACUGUAACCAUCUGAACUAUGACAGCAACUCAGGAGUUUUUAGUUCUACAGUAUGGUGUCACAUGUCUUAUUGUGGUGAUGAUCACUGCGUUCAGUGUCACCACAGAUCUUGUCAUUAGCUUGUUCCAAAUACCAGUGCAUGCAGCAAAAUUGGCCAGGGCACAGCUUCUUUGAUUUAUAGAUAUACAGAAUCUACUGGCAUCAGCUCUAUACAUCAUGUGUGUCUCAUUUGAGUUUUUCAUUCUUUUCUGUAUUAACACCAUGCCUCUCAGUGAAACUAAGUACAAAUGCAUUUGAUUUGUUUUAACUUAAGUAAGUCUUAGUAUAUCCAUGGUGCACUCCACAAAUUGCCAUAUUCGAGCAAAGGGAUGUGGGUUCUGCUGGGUAAAGAAAAUUUGCUGGUUACUGAAAGGUUUUAACGGUGUGCCACCAGGUAGAUUACUGCUUUUUUUUUAACAGGUAUUAAAAUGUUUGUAAUAUGCAUUGUAGCCUUUAUUACACUGCAAUUGUUUUUAUCUCAUUUUCUUUUUCUUAUUAUUUCUUGAACUUUUCAGUCUCACAACAGAAAAAAUCUAUCAUAUGGAGAGAGCAAGCAAACAACAACAAAAAACUUGCAAAAUUUAAUACAUGCAUAAGUAAUAUUUAAAGUUAAGAAACAUGUUGAAGGGACAGAAUGAAUUGACACACAGACUCAUCAUUGUUAACCGACAAAAUCACUGCAACAUAUGUACAAGUGGAACAUUAUUGUGUCGAGUAAUACGUAGCUUGAUUUGUGUUGUCAUUGUCACUUCAUGAUAUGAAUCCUCUCUUUACCCACUGAAGUUUAUGUACAGUACAAUGGGUAGAAAAGGGAGUGUGGCUUUCAAGUGGAGUUUACUUGUCUUCUUUAUUGAUUUUCAUUUCAUUUUUGGAAAUAAAGUUGGAGAUGAAAGC